Molecule: messenger RNA, 408 nt
Organism: Talaromyces rugulosus
Lineage: Eukaryota; Fungi; Ascomycota; Eurotiomycetes; Eurotiales; Trichocomaceae
Exons: 2
Coding region: 1-408 (135 amino acids)
Source: RefSeq, a predicted model, not a curated record
AUGUCUCGUGCCCCCGUUGCCGAUUUUGUUGAUUCUUUCUUCACACGUACCCUCUUCCAGGCCGACGACGACUCGCUCGCGGUCUCGGUGCUAGAUGAAGAGCUGGCUCCAAAUAUUGAGAUUGUGAUCAACGGAACGAGUUUUACAAAAGCAGCAUUUACUACCCUUAUUACUACUCAAUUUCGCACGGCCUUCGUCUCAUCUAUCAUUGAGAUUAAAGACUUGAACAUUGCGACUACAAAUAGCUUUGGGUCUACAGGUGUUGUUGCGCAAUGGACAGAAUAUCUGACAAUAGGAAAGGAGGAUCGGAAGGAGCUCAAGCAGAGUGCAACAACGAUCGUGAGGGUUGAAGAGCUUCAUGGGAAACGUGUAAUCACUGGACUUUGGGAGGCGCAGACCUCGGAUUGA